AUGAGCUUGAUGGAUGUCGUACAACAUUACUCUCGCGUGUUUACUUGGAGUUCGUUCUUGAAGAUGCUGCUUCACACAAUCGUCGCGUCGUGCUUCGCUACAAUGAUCCCGUUGUUUUUGAGAUGGAUGUACCUACCGACCUCCGUGGAUCAUAAACUACCUCUGAAUAUGGCAUUCAAGACGUGUACAGGCGAUCUUCAUGGUGUAUGCUCGUUCCCUACGGCCACACGAAGAUAUCCACCUGAUACGAUUUUUGCUGAGGGUGUCACCUAUGAUUUAAUGCUGGAACUGCAUUUCGAUGGACAGACUGCCGAUUUCUCAGAAUUCUUUCAGGUUGCCGUUCGUUUUCAAGAUUCUGAUGGCACGAACUUGCAUGAAUACACCAAGAUUGUUUACCCCUUUAAACCGCGAGGGAUUUUUUCCAAGGUUUUCAAGCUUUUCUUCUAUCCGCUGUACUUCGUUGGGAUGUUCGACGACAGUAGAACGGCUCAUGUUCCGAUAACAUCUGGUCACGCUGAACUCGACGAGCUGUCAUCCCAAUUUGUAGUAGAAGUGCAGAAUAGAGCUAUUGUGUUAGAGUUCGCGAACCUCUACGUGAGUGCCAAUUUCGGGCUAAUACCGCGUAUGAUGUAUUCCUGGCCCAUUUCUUCAUACCUUGCGCUCUACUUGAUAUGCUUUGGUUUAUAUUUUACGAACAUAGCUUUCUUCCAUGGGCUCGGUUUGCUCUUCAGUAGCCCGGAGGGGACCGCCAAACGGAGACCUGAACAACGUUUGGAGGACGAUGCCUUGGGGACUGAAGCCGAACAUAUGAAGGCUCGAAUACGUCGCAAUUCCGAAAUGAUUGAGGAAAGAACAAAGGGGCGCGCUGGCAUACGAGGAUUAAGGAAAAUGAACACGUUCAAUGGCGAUAUCAUGAUCGUCCGGGCAAUCUCGUUUUGGGUUAUUUUGUCAACGGGCUGCGCGAAUCAGAUAUGUCCCGGGUUUUGCGGCAAGGUCAUCUUGGAACGCCAUGAUAAUGGGACAAACAUCUUAUCUGAAUGCCAGGCGUGUCCGUGGGGAUCUCGCGUCCAGAUGUCGUUCACCGAUACAGGACGCGUGACAACCUGUGAACCGUGCACGGAGGAAUUGCCUCUUUAUGACUGGCUAUUCCUGCUCUUCGUGGCACUUGUACCGACGAUCACAAAUUCAUUUUUCGUCCGAUACUACGCGCUUUCCACGAGCCAGCACAAAAAUGAAUUCCUUGAACAUUUUUGCUGCCUCCUGGAGAGCUUUGUGGCCGCUUGCGCUGCUCUUCUGGUCAUGGAACCGCGUGGAUCGUUGAGGCUUUAUAGUUGCAGCAAGUCGUUACUCCGUGAAUGGUAUCCGGCGCUCCACAACCCUCAAAUUUUCUUUGGGCGAAAGUUACACUGCAGCUACGAGUUGGUGUAUCCACUUUAUUCGCUACCCUUCGUCUAUCUACUCUUUUGCCUCAUAACACUACUCGUCUUCCGCACGAUCUUGUACUCUACAAUUCGACGGAAGGACCGUUCGCGCAGAGCUUAUUACGCUGCUUUGUACGCAAUUCCGUUGAUAGCGCUGGGACACGCACUCCUGGCAGGUCUCCUCUAUUACCUCUUCGCAUACGUGCUGAUGUUAUGGAGUAUGGCUUCAAAUGCGGUUCAUCUGGCUUUAGAAGGCAACAAACCAAUGAGAGUGUUGUUUAACGACCUUCUCCGUUGUGGCAAGCAUUUGACGUUCCUCAUCGUGAACAUGUGCUUGCUGGCAUUCGCCAUUGUUACGAUUGCGGUUGAGAGAGCUGAUGGAUGGUCAUUACUGCUGAUCGCCUUGAUACCAAUGCCGGCAUCUUUUUAUUUACUAACAAGCUCAUUGUCCCACCCAUCUGCAUUGGCUUUGACC
Molecule: messenger RNA, 1896 nt
Organism: Mesorhabditis spiculigera
Lineage: Eukaryota; Metazoa; Nematoda; Chromadorea; Rhabditida; Rhabditidae
Source: the annotation of a GenBank genome assembly